CAGACUGAUCGAUCGAUCUGAGGGCCUGAGGCCCCGCCGUCCUUGUAGCAAAUCAACUACAACAGAACUGAACAGAUCCCCUCCAGUCCCCAACAAAAAUUGCUCUACUUUGGCAUCAAUCAUGGCAAGAACACCAAGAAUCUUACAUCUGCUCCUCACCCUUUGCAUCCUCUCCAGCAGCAGCAUCUCCAUCUCCUCAGCUCCCAGCGCGACCGAUGCGUUCCUCGGCUGCCUCGCCGCCGCCGGCAUCCCGCCGCGCCUCCUCCACACCCCGGCGUCCCCGUCCUACGCCGCGCUCCUGCUCUCCUCCGUCCGUAAUCUCCGCUACGUCGCACCGGGCACCACGCGGCCGCUCGCCAUCGUCGCGGCCGCCAAGCCUGCCCACGCGCAGGCCGCCGUGCGCUGUGGCCGCUGCCACGGCGUCCGCGUCCGCGUGCGCAGCGGCGGCCACGAUUACGAGGGCCUCUCCUACGCCUCCCUCGACCGCCGCGAGCGCUUCGCCGUGCUCGACCUCGGCGCGCUCCGCGACGUCCGCAUCGACGCCGCGCGCGCCGAAUCUUGGGCCGGGUCGGGCGCCACGCUCGGAGAGCUCUACUACGCCGUCGGCGCCGCCAGCCGCGCGCUCGCGUUCCCCGCGGGGGUCUGCCCCACCGUCGGCGUCGGCGGACACCUCAGCGGCGGCGGGUUCGGCUCGCUGAUGCGCAGGAACGGCCUCGCCGCCGACAACGUCCUCGACGCCCUCAUCGUGGACGCCGACGGGAGGCUCCUGAACAGAACCACCAUGGGGGAGGACCUCUUCUGGGCCAUCAGGGGCGGCGGCGGGGAGAGCUUCGGCGUCGUGCUGUCCUGGAAGCUGCGGCUCGUGAGCGUGCCGGAGACGGUCACUGUGUUCACAGUCCGCCGGUCAAGAAACCAGUCCGCUACCGAUCUCAUAACCAAGUGGCAAGAAAUCGCGCCCGCGCUGCCCUGGGACCUCAUCCUCCGAGUGGUCGUGCAGAACCAGCACGCGCAGUUCGAGGCCCUGUUCCUCGGCCGGUGCAGUCGCCUCCUACGCCUCAUGCGAGCUCACUUCCCCGAUCUUGGAGUGACCCAACCGGACUGCGAGGAGAUAAGCUGGAUCCAAUCCACCGUCUACUUCGCCUUCUCCUCCAGCUCCAAGCCUCUGGAGCUGCUCCUGGACAGGGGCGAGCCGGACAGGUACGUCAAGGCCAAGUCCGACUACGUGCAAGAACCCAUCCCACGGCACGUGUGGGAGAGAACAUGGUCAUGGCUGGAGAAGCCCGAGGCUGGGCUGCUUAUCCUGGACCCCUACGGUGGCCGGAUGGGCAGCAUCUCGCCGUCGGCGACACCCUUCCCGCACCGGAAGGGGAACCUCUACAACCUCCAGUACUACUCGUUCUGGUUUGAGAAUGGCACAUCGGCAUUGGAGAAGCGCAUGAGCUGGGUCAGGGGACUGUACGAGGAGAUGGAGCCCUUUGUGUCCAAGAACCCAAGAACUGGGUAUGUGAACUACAGGGACCUGGAUCUUGGGACGAACGAAAUGGAGGGCAAUGUCACCAGCUACGCGAAGGCUAGAGUUUGGGGAGAGAAGUAUUUCAAAGGUAACUUUGAGAGGUUGGCAGCUGUGAAGGCCAUGGUGGAUCCUGACGAUUUCUUCAGGAAUGAGCAGAGCAUCCCUCCUCAUCCUGCUGCAAAGGGGUGGAGCUCCGAUUGAUUGGAGCCCUUCUCUUUAGGAAUAUAUAGUGGCUGUGAUGGACUGAUGGUCACUUUCACGGAAUUUCCUCUUUACAACUGUGAAUUGCCAUGGUUGAGAAUUUGUCUCAGUGAAGUAAUAUGUUCUGUUCAGUUCACUAGUUGAAGAACACUGGUCGAGUGUUGUAGGGCGAGAUGAAGAACAUAGGAGAUUAGCGCUGGCGAAGAGGACCUGGUUACGCGGUCACUGUAUUUUUUUUUAUUUCUCAGGGACCAUUAUGUAAUACGAGGGUAUAUAUUUUGUA
Messenger RNA from Phragmites australis (common reed), 1997 nucleotides. RefSeq names its product berberine bridge enzyme-like Cyn d 4. NCBI's taxonomy places the organism in Eukaryota, Viridiplantae, Streptophyta, Magnoliopsida, Poales, Poaceae. Gene Ontology annotation, molecular function: oxidoreductase activity; FAD binding. The record is from RefSeq and is a predicted model, not a curated record. The transcript has a single exon. Bases 122 to 1714 code for a protein of 530 amino acids.